AUUCCUCCUCAUAUCCUCUCAUCGAUUGUCCCCUAAGUGCAACACUGUCCAUCCAUCCUCCGUCAAUUACCUGCUCAAACCAGUCCAGCUUCGCUUACCCGCUCUGCCGCUCUGUUGAACCCAUCGGGUACAUACUGUUGUACACAACAAUCCCGAGCCGGAAUUGUCUGGGCUCGUCUUAUACGUGCUCAUUUUCAAGAGUGCGAGCUACACCUCCACCCUUCGUCCUGCAUCCUUGGGUCUGAUUGGCGCUUUCGCCGUCGACGAGCGACUCAGCCCCAGCAUUUUCCGAGCUGCUUACCUACUCGUCGCAACACUCUUCUGACUUAUCUGGUUCAAACCAAUUUGUCGAUCGGAGCGAUUUACCACUUGUUCCUAUCUCUGUCAACUCCAGCAGAGUUCUCAGUGGUUUCAACGUUUUUGCAACAUCCUUCUAGCUUUGCCGGAGAACCUGCGACGUUCCUGUUGCACAAACGAACCUACCACGAUCGGCAAUCUUGUCCCGCUCACAAAUAUUGUGUUGCGCACGUCCCCCAUCAGCAAGUCACCAGGCAAUCCUACUACACCAUCUUCAACAUCAACAUCGUCGACCUUGUCUCAUGAUGAAAUCCUAAAUCUUCGCCUUGCCCAAUCUAGAGUCCUGCGCAAUCCCUGCCACUUCCAAAUCACCCCUGGCCUUUGCGUAAACUGUGCAAACAAGGCCUUGUCCGUCGAGUCCUCCGCCAUCAGUCUCCUCGGCUCAUUUCUUGCCGAAUUUGCUGUUCGUCAACAAUCACUCCGCAAAACGACUAGGUGCUUCAGCUGCCUGCUGGCCACGCAAAGUUCGUCAAUUUCGGACCGACGACUCAGGAUCAUCGUGGAAUAAGCGGGUGAUCGAGGUCUGUUCGCCGUAUUUGAUAUCAUGGCGUCGCAUCCGCAAAUGCUAUCCAACAUGCAACAAGAUUCAGAAAUGGAUCCCUCAUGGGCCGGUCAAGAUUACGGUGCUGUCCCAGUAUACAACAAUGGCGUGGUGAGCGAAGCGAAAGGGCCCGGCUACGGAGGCUUACUGAAAGGGUUUGGUGGCAUGCAAAAGAAGUUGACAAGAGAUGGACAACCAGCAAAACGAAGAGGACCAAAACCGGACAGUAAACCAGCACAGACACGGCGGCAGGAAUUAAAUCGUCAAGCUCAACGAACACAUCGAGAGCGAAAGGAGAAUUAUAUCAAAGCACUUGAAUUGGAACUGGCGCGGCUACGAGAAACGUACCUCGCUGAGCAGAAUGCCCGCGAGGCCACGCUCAAACAGCAGCAACUCGUAAUCGAAAAUCAACGAAACGAGAACCUGGCUUUACGAGAGAUUCUUAUGAACCGGGGCAUUCAGUUCGAAAAUGAACUUGAAAAUCGCAAGGCUGUGAUUGCCAUGAGACCAAAACGAGAAGAGAAUUCCUUGAGUCCACCCAAUAUGGCUUUCAGCUCGCCAACUUCAAUGCCGGGACGUUCUGUUGUAGGUUAUGGCUCAGCGGGUCAACCAACACCAACCGUGUAUUCCUUGAACAUGAACAGUGCUAUGAGCACGUCCGGGCACUCUCCCGGUACCACUCACCAUAGCCAUUCACCUCAAGGCCCAGAGAUCCAGGAAGUCUCGAUCAAGCAAGAGCCUGGAGCUAUUUCGGAUAUGCCGGGCAUGUCGGGCAUGCUUGUACCGGGGAUCUUCGAGAAAGACCCGCAACUGGGAAUUGAUUUCAUCUUGAAGCUUGAACAAACCUGUCGGGAUCAUGGGGAAUAUCUGGUGCGAAGAUCGAUGGAUUCGCCAAACAAUGACGAAGAAGCAGUUUUCUCCGGCCAUGCUUUGAUGGCGUCGUGCCCACCACCGAGCCACAUUCAACGUACUCCUGCUGUUAACGGUGGUCUAGACCCAACAUACGAGCACAAGGUUCCCGAUGCCGAGUCGGUACAGAUCUUGAACAACUUGCUCAAUUUGAGCCAGAGUCUGAAAGGAAGUGCCAUCCCCAGUGGCCAGGUGACUCCGAUCAUGGCCCUACAAUCCCUCAAAGGUCACAGGAAUUAUGCCACCCUGACCAGGGAAGAUGUGCUGGGCAUGAUUGAUUCCAUCAGAAGUAAAGUUCGUUGUUACGGGUUCGGCGCAGUUAUGGAGGACUUUGAGCUUCGCGAUGCCUUGUCGAGUAUAUUUGCAACUAAACCGGAAACUUACGAUCAAUUGGGCACAGACUACACAGCGGAAAUUGAUGAGAUGUAUUCAUGAUAUUCUCUUCGACAGGAAGCCGAAUUCAGCAUGAGUUACCUAUUGUGUGAGGGCAUGCCAAUAUUCUGGUGGCUUCGCUACGGCAAUGAAUUAUGUUCAGAUAUUCCCAUGACUGGUUAUUGAAAAGUGUGUUGCAAUUACAAUAUGAUUAUCAUGCAG
Messenger RNA from Exophiala oligosperma, 2401 nucleotides. RefSeq lists its product as uncharacterized. Gene Ontology annotation, molecular function: DNA-binding transcription activator activity, RNA polymerase II-specific; transcription cis-regulatory region binding. The record is from RefSeq and is a predicted model, not a curated record. The transcript has 5 exons. Lineage: Eukaryota; Fungi; Ascomycota; Eurotiomycetes; Chaetothyriales; Herpotrichiellaceae. Gene Ontology annotation, cellular component: RNA polymerase II transcription regulator complex. Bases 902 to 2242 code for a protein of 446 amino acids.